This is a messenger RNA of Bombina bombina (fire-bellied toad), 4441 nucleotides long. It is a transcript of the gene CARD14, whose product is annotated as caspase recruitment domain family member 14. Gene Ontology annotation, molecular function: protein binding. Bases 224 to 3112 code for a protein of 962 amino acids. Lineage: Eukaryota; Metazoa; Chordata; Amphibia; Anura; Bombinatoridae. The transcript is spliced from 22 exons. The record is from RefSeq and is a predicted model, not a curated record. Gene Ontology annotation, biological process: regulation of apoptotic process.
CUUGAAACCCAUCAAUGACAGUACAGAAGACGAGCUUAGUGUUGGCAAAGCACAGGUGCCCCUAGGAGACACAAGAUGGUCAUGUCUGGUGCCCCACUGGUGAAGGUGGGGUAGAGGACCCAUUGAAGUGCCUAGGCUGGUGGUACAAAGCUUCAGCUGCAUGAAUAGUUUUGAUAUUCCUCAUGAGACACACCCCAUCUUCUGAAACAUUUACUGUUUUCAGAUGGCGAUGAGCUGGCAGGCGGACGAGGAACUCCAGGAUCUAGAUGAGGAGCAGCUUUGGGAGAUGAUAGAGAAACACAGAUGUAAAGUUGUGCAAAAACUUUUCCCUGAGCGUCUUACCCCAUAUUUGCGCCAGGCCAAGGUCCUGGACGAAUGGGAUGAGGAAGAAAUUCUUCAAUGUACCAAGUUUACUAACCGGACAAUGAGGAUGGGUCGGCUAUUGGACCUACUCCGUACUCGUGGUAAAAAUGGAGCCAUUGCUUUCCUGGGCAGUCUAUUUCUGAUGUAUCCCAAAAUAUAUACACUUAUCACUGGCAAAGAGGCUACCUUGGAUCCCGACAGCUUCAGCAAGCUGAUAGACAGAAGCCAACUGAGUGUGUUUCUGAUGAAUGCCCUGGCCAGCUUGCAAGAGGAGCUGACACAGGAGAAACAGUUGAAAAUAUGCCUGGCACAUCACCUGCGGAAGAUGAGAGAGAAGCUUGAGCGUCUGGAGGAAGAGGGAGAAUCAAUGCGUAGUGCAGAGCAGGAGAACCAGCGGCUUCGCAAGGAGAUAGCAGAGCAGAGCCAAAUAAUGAGCAAACUGAAGGACGAGCAAUAUGAGUUGUCAAUGCGAUACUCACAUGCUCUUCAAGAGAAAGACACUAUCCAGAGCAGGAAUAACUCAUUGCAGGAGAAAUACUAUGCUGUGAUUGAGGAGCUCAACAGGGUUCGUAUAGAUCUCCAAGCGGCUCAGGGCUGGACCACCCGAGCUCAGUGUGAAGAAGAGCUGCAGAUGCUACGGAAGGAAAACAGGAACCUGAGAGACAGUAUAGAGCAAAAUGGACAGAGUAAGCUGGAGACUUUGGAUUUGAAUGUGCAAAGCACUCAGGAACUCUUGGCUCAGCUAAGCUCUGCCAGAGAGCAAAUUAAAGAGGCUGAAACCUUAGAGAAGCUGUGGCAGGAGGAGAAACGGAACAUGCUGCAGGAAUCUGAAAUCCUAAGGAAGAAGACAGACGCGUUUCACAGUCAGGUGUCUGAGCUUCAGAGCGAACGUGACCAGGCAUACCGGGCCAGGGACGUAGUCCAGGCAGAGAUUUCCCAGGUUCUGGCAAAGAAAGAUUCACUUAGACAGCAGAUCAUAGACCUGACUGACACAAACUCCAAUCUCUGGCAGCAAAUUCGAAGUCUAGAGAUACAACUCCAAACUCAUGAGAUAAGAGGAGAUUGCCAGGAUCCAUCAAGGCAGAGACAGAUUGAUCUACAUGCCAAGCACAACAGACUAGUUAGGAUGCAUGCACUUUUACCAUUGGACGAUGGAGACAAGGGUUACAGGCGCACCUUUGAUCCCUUAAAUAGUCUGAGCAAAGAGUCAACCAGUGAUCUUAAUGAGAGCUUCGGUUCCUCUGCCUCACUCCAGGAUGACUAUCUAACCUCUGAAUUCUAUAGCUGCUCCAAUGAACUUCCUGACCUCAUCCAGGGAGAGAAAGGGGAAGAGAUUGAUUCAGUAGACGAGGAAGGUCUUCAUAUGUUGUCCCACAUGGCAGUUUGUGAUCCCAAUAAUUUAUUAAGUUGCCCAGAGACGCCAGUGCCAAAAAGACGUCAUGCCCGCAGGAUGCUCAGCAGGGUGACAACCAUUGCCUUCCAAGGUGAAAACCUGCUAAAGCAGAUCUGUAUAAUUGGGGGCAACCGCACAGGCAUCUUCAUCCAUCAGGUGAUCCCCGGAUCUGCUGCUGAUGAAAUGUCACUGAUGCCAGGAUGCCAAAUUUUGGAGGUAGACUUUGAUUUUAUGAAUCCCAUUUACAAAGUGCCACUGACUGGAAUGCCCUUUGAGGAUGCCCACUGUACCUUGAACAGGGUGAAUGGAUUCUGCUGUCUGUCUGUGCGCGGCAAUAUGGAAGAAUAUCGCAAACUGCUGAAUGACAUUGAGAGCGGCUCCUGCUCUUCAGGGGAUUCAUUCUAUGUACGAGUGAACCAGUCCAUGGAAGGGCGUAUAGGCGGUGGUCUUCAGGUGACAUGUGGCGAGAUCUUGCACAUCACGGACACCAUGUUCAAAAAUCGAAGCCAAUGGUUCGCUUACAGAGUCAAUGCCUACACAAUGAAACAUGGUGAAUCAGGAAUAAUACCCAACUAUCGCCAGGCCCAGCAGCAACUAAUCACCUCCAUACAGCACAUGACUUGGCAGAAUGUUGCGCCACGCAGGCCCAAAAAGGAGGUCCAUAUAGUGAGUACGGAUCGAUGCAGCUCUCAUCUGCUGUGGACAUCGUUAGACUGUGAUGUCUGCCAGUGUGAAGGCCCCCUUAUUGGAUCAGCACUUGGGAAGAGCUGCCUCACACUGAUGCCUUACACUUUGGUCACACAUCUCAAAAUUAUGACAAAGCGACCAGUCCUGCUGGUCCCUUCACUGCUUGGCAGGAUCCUGAGUGAGAAAAUCUGCACCAAUAAAGACUUCAUGAAGUGUGACAUAGAAUGCUUGACAGAACCUGAGUAUGCAGCAAGAUAUCAGCGUGGGGAAAUUAUAGGGGAGAAGGAUGCAGAGGGAAUUCGCAGGUGCUUUACCAGGCAGAAUGUUGAAGCUGUGGCUCAACAGAAUGCUCACUGCCUCUUAGAGCUUGGCCUUUCCUGUGUCUCUGCACUGAUAAGGGUGGGAUUGUAUCCUAUCAUUCUGCACAUCCCAUUGACUGAUAAAAGCACAAAAAAACUGAAGAAACCCUUACAAUGGUGGAGAAAUUGUGAGGGUUUACUUCUGGAGUGCGCACAGCGAGAGGAACCUGAGCUAGAUGCCCUGCCCUGCUUGUAUAGGACUCUGGACCCCGACAGCUGGAGCGACACCGACUCUCUUGUGUGCAGCGUAAGGGACGCCAUUACAGACGAACAGAAGCGUAUUAUAUGGUUAGAGAAGAAUCCCUGCUGAGCACUGGACACAAAAUGUACAGAUUCUACCACUGCCUUAGAACUAUUUAUUUGUACAAUCCACCCUUAAACUAACACUUCCUAUGCCGCAUACAGCACUUUAUUUUGUAACCAAUUCACUGUAUAAACAAGAUGCACUUAGUUAUUAUUGCAUUGUACACUUGUGCUAAAAUACCAUUUGUAGUAUUGUUAGGCUUAUUUUUCCCCCAUCUUUCUUUUAUAUAUCUGUCUAUAUUUAUAUUUAGUGUUCUCCCCCUAGUGGGCAGACCACCCAACUAAAAUUUAAGCUAAUAUUAACCUAAAAUGUGCUAAAAUUAUUUUUUUAAUAUUUGUUUUAUAAAUGAUCAUUAAUAUUAAUCAUGCAAUAAAUGUGUUUUUUUGGAUAGCUUAAAUACAUUUUAUAAAUAACAGGAAACGUUAUAAUACACACACUUUUGUAUGCCCCCAAUGGAUUUGCCGACACCCUGGUUUACCUGGUUUAGACAAUAAAAGAAGAGAAGAUGGUGCAAAAAGUGUAAUAUUUAAUCGAUUUAAACAGCCCAGUUAAGUAAAUAUAUUUUUGCAGACUGCAAGUAGCUCAAAUCCAGUUACAGUUAAGGCACUUUUUUAAAGGGACACUGAAAUGUAUAUCUUUAUGUAUAGAAUAUACAGAGAUUAAGCACUGCAUUGAAGGUCUGCACACAAAAAACAUUUUUUUAAAUGCAUUAAAAACUGUAAUUUUAAAGGGACAGUAAAGUCAAAAUUAAACUUUCAUGAUUCAAUUUUGCUUCCUUCUCUUGGUAUCUUUUAUUGAAGAGUAAAAAAAGGCUCAUAAGAGCUCAGGAGCAUACUCGUCUUUAGUACUCUAUGGCAGCAGUGUUUUGCAACUGUAAAACAAAGCUACAAAUAAUGUUGCAAAACACUGCUGCAAAUUGGAAAGUUGUUUAAAAUUGCGUGCUCUAUCUGAAUCAUCAAAGUUUAAUUUUGACUUUACUGUCCCUUUAAUAUCAUAGAGUGCAUUGUUUUGCAGUCCAGGUACGUAGCUUCUUUAUUAUUGUUUAACCUUAUCAUCUUUGCUCUAUCCAGUAAGUGGCAGAUAUAAACACACCCCAACACUGGUCAAACAAUCACUGUGUAGACUGUUUUACCCCGACACUGCUCAAACAAUCACUGUGUAGACUGUUUUUACAAUCAGCAUUCAGAAUCCUGCAGGAUCCAGGAUCAAUGUUAUUUAUAAAGGCAGGCAAAGCAAAUAAUACAAAUAAAUGACAUGUUUUUACUACACGCAAUAAUCAUUUUAUAGUUUAUGGUAUUAUAAUAAAUGUAUCAAUAAAAAAUGUGGUUAACAAAA